This is a messenger RNA of Fomitopsis serialis, 1795 nucleotides long. RefSeq lists its product as uncharacterized. The transcript has 12 exons. The record is from RefSeq and is a predicted model, not a curated record. Gene Ontology annotation, cellular component: nucleus. Gene Ontology annotation, biological process: dGTP catabolic process. Gene Ontology annotation, molecular function: dGTPase activity. Bases 101 to 1795 code for a protein of 564 amino acids. NCBI's taxonomy places the organism in Eukaryota, Fungi, Basidiomycota, Agaricomycetes, Polyporales, Fomitopsidaceae.
CACCAUCACACUGACCUGCCGUUUGGACCCUUCGGCCCGAGGAUCGCGCAUUUGCCACAUCUCAUUUCGCAUAUAAACCCUGGGCGGCCGUGCGACCACCAUGAGGCUCAUGCAGGCGGACGACGACGAGAUUGAGCCGCAGACGCGGUCAACGCCGCUGCUCGACUUGCGCAGGUUCAAGGACCCCAUUCAUGAUUUCAUCCCCUUCAGCUAUGAAGUCUGCGCCAUCAUCGACACGCCCCAGUUUCAGCGCCUUCGCAACAUCAAGCAGCUUGGAACGUCGUAUUAUGUCUGGCCGGGAGCGUCGCACAAUCGGUUUGAGCACAGUCUCGGUGUAGCGCAUUUAGCGGGGCUCAUGGCUGAGCAUCUGCAGAAGAGUCAGCCGGAGCUGAAUAUCACUCGUCGGGACGUCAAAUGCGUGACCAUCGCCGGGCUCUGCCACGACCUCGGGCAUGGACCCUGGAGCCACGUAUGGGAUGCAAUGUUCAUUCCUCGUGCGUUGCCUGGUACCAAGUGGAAGCACGAAGACUCGUCGGACAUGAUGUUCGACGCCCUCAUUCAGGAAAAUGACCUUGACAUUUCUGAGGACGAUGCCUCAUUCAUCAAAGCUCUGAUUGCUGGUGAAACCAGUCGUUGUAGCCGGAAAGAGAAGCCCUUCUUGUUUGAAAUUGUGGCAAACAAGAGGAACGGAUUGGAUGUUGAUAAGUUCGAUUACAUUGCGCGAGACACGCAUGCCAUCGACAUGAAGGUGAAUCUCUCACUGACGCGGCUUAUCCAUUCCGCGCGGGCCAUCAACGACGAGAUCUGCUAUCACAUCAAGGACGCGAGCCAGAUUUACGAGCUCUGCCAUACCCGGUUCAGUCUGCAUAAGCGCGUCUAUGGCCAUAAGACGGCCAAGGCCAUAGAGUACAUGCUCAUCGACGCUCUGCUUGCUGCAGAGCCCUACAUGAAAUUCGCACGCGACAUAUUCGACCCGAAACGGUAUCUUUACCUCACAGAUGACAUCCGCAUCCGAAUCGAGGCGUCUGAGAGUCCCGAACUCCAGCCGGCGCGAGACAUCCUAUAUCGCAUCCACAGGAGGGACCUCUACCACAUGGUUGAUUGGAAGGUCUUUCCGUGGGCGUUCCGACACGAUUGCAAGGAGAUCUUCACUCCCGAGAAGAUUGUGCGCGCCGCGCAGGCGGACGAGCGAGAACUACCCAGCGAGAAGGAUCAGGCCAGUGAGGACGAGUACCGCAAGCUCAUCGAAGAGCUCAAGCCCGAGCACAUCAUCGUCGACAUCUCGAUGAUGCACUACGGCAUGAAGGAUAAGAACCCGCUUGACACGGUCAGCUUCUACUCGAAGCACUGCCCAGACAAAUCCCAGAAGGCGCAGCCUCACGAUGUCUCGUUGCUCAUGCCGGGUGAGUUCGGUGAGGUUCUUCUGCGCAUCUACACAAGGGACACACGCUUCAACCGCAUUGUGCGAGACGCGUACAACGCGCUGCUGCCCACCGCGACCAAGGAAGAAGAAGAAGACCCCCUCGCGGACGAUCCGGUGCUCACGCCUCCACAGGAAGAGCAUCGGCGCUCGGCGUCUCCACGCAAGCAGCGGUCGUUCUCGCGAGUGCAGAGCGCGAGCGGCCGCCUGAUCAGCGACUUUACACCGUUGUCCCAGAACAACUUCACCGCAGUUCCUUUGGGCCACGGCGCCCAGCAGCCGUCGCUAUCCUCACGGGAUAGGUACAAGGGCUUGAAGAGGGAUCGCGAAGAUGGCCCUCGGUCGCCGCCUGCUAAGAAAAAGGUGCUGCCGUGA